Molecule: messenger RNA, 1323 nt
Organism: Coprinopsis cinerea okayama7#130
Lineage: Eukaryota; Fungi; Basidiomycota; Agaricomycetes; Agaricales; Psathyrellaceae
Exons: 6
Coding region: 1-1323 (440 amino acids)
Molecular function (GO): protein binding
Source: RefSeq, a predicted model, not a curated record
AUGGAAACACUGUCAAAGGAGUUCCACUUCUCCGCUGGCUCAAGGAAAGGUCGCGUCGACCGCAGCCUCAGCGCUCAGCCUCUACAGCUGUCACCACUUCCUCGUGAAAUGCUUGUCGAGAUUAUGAAGAAUGUGGAAUGGGACGAUGUUUUGAUUCUCAGAAAGGUCUCUCAACCUAGCGUCGAAAGAACGCGAGGUCUGGUGCUCACUUUUGAAGAGAUACUGCGAGACCACAUUUCCGCGCCCAUUCUUCCUGUCAAAACCUUUACAACACUCGACACGCGAAGAGCUGGAGGCUUGAAUCGUCUAUACGGACCUUUGGCGGUGUUACCCGGCAAUCACUUCUUUCUUUACGGGUCGAACGAAGGCACCGUGCACUACGGCGAUCCAUUACACCUCGCCUCCACUCUCUCCCCCCUUCUCCCCUCACCAUUCGAAGGACCACUACCCGUUGGGACUUGCAUCAGCUUGGAUAUUCUGGCCACUCAGGGCAUUCCCAUCGACCCAGACAUCCCUGUGGUCGAUGCCACCUGGGAAUCGCGCCUUUUCCCUCCCACUUUUCGCCUUGCCGUCUGCCUGACACAAUACGAAGCAGCCUUCAUUGAGGUUUACGAUAUCACAGCUGAAGUUCAAGAUGGCGACGUUCGAUACUCGAGCACUCGACUAAAGUCCCAUGCCCUCACAUCCCGGAAAGAGACUGUGAAGACGUCUAAACCCUGCUCACUGCUUGGAAAUCAUCUUGCGUACGUUGCAAGGACGAAUGCUGUGAGAAUCAUCGACUGGACCUCGUUCGAUCCACAGGACCCCAUGGCUAGAAUCUGUCCCCCAAACUUUGUCUCGUAUCUCCUUUUACUCCCCAAUCGCAGAAUUUUGAUGAUGAGAGGUACCGUCAUCAUCUGCGACUGGGAGAAAGGUAGAAGGUUGACUACUGCCAACUCACCGGACGCGUGGUCGGAGCCUGAGUGGGAGUCUUCAGACUUCUUCGUCACACCCCAUCCAUUUACAAGCCCCUUCUACAUUCGUAGGUCCAUACGUCUGGUCCUGGCAGGGGGAGACAAUGUCCUCCUUGGCCUGACCAUUCCAGUGGAUGUCGAGAAACGACUCGCACCCUCUGGUAACGGUGUCGCCACUGUCCGCCUUUUGGAAGCCCCGAUACCCUACGGAUCUUACAGAAGAUGGUUCGGCUAUCGUAAAGGCGCAUAUCUUGAUCAAGACGACGAUAAUCUUGUCUGUUACAGAUGGCCUGAUGACGACCUCCCCCCUCGCUCCCACCAGUCGGCCAGACUUCCAGGACACUUCUGGGAUUUUGCAUGGCUGUUUUGA